This is a messenger RNA of Rhagoletis pomonella (apple maggot), 2671 nucleotides long. RefSeq lists its product as uncharacterized. The transcript is spliced from 2 exons. NCBI's taxonomy places the organism in Eukaryota, Metazoa, Arthropoda, Insecta, Diptera, Tephritidae. The coding region runs from base 1021 to 2517 and encodes 498 amino acids. The record is from RefSeq and is a predicted model, not a curated record.
UGAAACUUUUAAACUCGAAAAUAAAAAGCACUCCAAACAUGAUCCGUCGAAUGAAACAGCUGAACAAUACCUAGAUACUAUCCGCCAAAAACUAGCUGUUAAGUCAAACCGUUUGCGUAGGUAUACUCUAUCAGAAAAGAGAAGAACACAAAACAUAUCAUUUCAGCGAAAUGAAAGAGGGUUUUAUAGAAACCUUAAACGCAACAAGACUGAAGAUAUAACCGAAGUACCUAGCGCCGAGCAAAUCGAAAGCUUCUGGAAGUCUAUAUGGUCAACCAGCACGAAACAUGCAACCGAUUCAGCGUGGAUCCACGAUGAGUACAAGAGAACGGAAUCUAUAAAAGCUAUGGAAGACGCGACUUUCAGUGAGGCCGAUAUCAAAAAAGCUGUAGAGAGCACUCAAAAUUGGCGGGCUGCAGGGCCAGAUGGUAUUUAUAAUUAUUGGUUAAAAAAGUUUACAUGCACACACAGUAUGGUAGCUCAACACUUUACAAAAUUCCUCAAACAUGAAUCCCAAGUACCGAACUUCUUAAUGAAGGGAUGUACAUAUCUGCUACCAAAGGACCCAAAAGAUACGAAGAACCCUUCUAAGUAUCGCCCCAUCACGUGCCUAUGUACCCUAUAUAAAAUUCUUACAUCUUGUUUAGCCGAAAAAAUAUGUACUCAUCUUGAUACGCACAACAUUCUAGCCAUCGAACAAAAAGGAUGUGUUAAAAACAGCAAAGGCUGCAAAGAGCAGCUGAUAAUUGAUACAGUCAUAAUGGAGCAAGCAUACCAUAAUCAAAGAAAUAUUUAUACAUCUUAUAUCGACUUCAAAAAAGCCUUUGACACUGUUCCGCAUUCUUGGCUUUUGGAGGUUUUAGACAUUUAUAAAAUAUCGCCGAACAUAAAACGUCUUAUGCAGCAACUUAUGAACUCAUGGAAAGUUACUUUAAAACUAUUUCAUAACAACGGACUCAUAAAAACCGCUCCCAUACCUAUUAAAAGAGGUAUUUUCCAAGGAGAUAGCUUGAGUCCGAUAUGGUUUUGUCUGGCGCUAAAUCCACUUUCUUCGAUACUAAAUGCGUCAAACUAAUGAAUACGCUACUGGAACAAACAGAAGAUUUUUCAAAUGAUAUAAAAAUGUCGUUUGGAGUAGAAAAAUGUCGAAGAUUAAGUGUGGAAAAUGGAAAACUUAUAAGGCGAGAAUUUGAAUUAAUGACUCAUGAAACUGUAGACUCGAUGACAGAAGACGACACAUAUAAAUACCUUGGUAUUUUACAGGCUAGGAGGAUGCAGCACAGUGAAAUAGUUUCAGCCAUAACUAGUGAAUACCUCCAAAGAGUAAAGAGCUUGCUGAAAUCAUGCUUGAAUGGGAAUAACCUUUUUAAAGCCAUUAAUGCAUUUGCGAUACCGGUUUUAACAUACACCUUUGGUGUAGUAAAAUGGUCCGAAACAGAACUGGAAAACGUCAAGAGAGCAACAAGGACAUUGUUGACAAAGUAUGGCACGCAUCACCCAAAAUCGGCAGUAGAACGUCUCUACUUGCCACGUCGACAGGGAGGUCGAGGUAUGGUAGACAUUAAGCAAUUACAUAAUAAGUGUAAACAAAGCCUUCGUUUAUACUUCCACAACCAAGAGAACAGCCUACUCCAAACCGUGUGCAAAGCCGAUUUAAAAUAUUCACCAUUAAAUCUUAGUGAAUUUUCUGCAAUCGAAUUAAUAUCAGGAACGCAACAUAUCCAGUCGCUCAUGCAAGACUGGAAAAUGAAAGCGGUUCAUGGCAGAUAUCCACAUGCUCUAGACGCUCCUGAAGUAGAUAACGCUGCUUCCAACGAAUGGUUAAUUCACUCCGGCAUCUACGCCGAAACUGAAGGUUUUAUGAUCGCUAUACAAGAUCAAGUUAUUGCGACUAGAAACUACUCGAAAUAUAUUAUGCGUGCUUCCGUUGAAAACGACCUAUGCAGACGAUGCCAAAAGCAAACAGAAACCAUCCACCACAUCACAGGAGCUUGUGUCACGUUAGCAGCCACCGAAUACUUAACCAGACAUAACCAGGUGGCAAAAAUUGUACACCAGAGUCUAGCGAUACAACAUAAGCUAGUAACGGAAGAGCUGCCGUACUUUAAAUAUACUCCAGACGCUGUAAUUGAAAACAGAACGAGCAAGCUAUAUUGGGACCGAUCAGUUUUGACGGACCGUCCAAUGCCACACAAUAGGCCGGACAUAAUAGUGGUCGAAAAAGAAGUGAAUCAAGCGUUCCUCAUAGAUAUAGGCGUACCAAAUACUCACAAUCUUCAAGAUUGUUAUAUGGAGAAAUACAGAAAAUACCAGAGCUUAGCAUACGAGAUCAAGGAUUUGUGGAAAUUAGAAAAAGUAGAGGUGAUUCCAGUUAUAAUUUCGACAACAGGAGUUAUUCCAAAAUCAUUGAACACUAGCCUGGAAAAACUCAACAUGGUAGAAAAGCGAAGGGCCAUACAAAAAUCUGUGAUAUUAUCUACAUCAUCGAUAGUUCGUAAAUUUCUGAAUAUAAAUUAGCAUUAAGAAACAGAAAAGCUUGCAACUGUGUAGUAUUGUCAAUAUCCGUUUGUAACCAAUCUGAAGAUUAUAUUUCUCUUAUACUACUUUAUAAUCAAUAGUGUUAAGUAUUUUGUUGUAUACCAACCAAUACUUGAUGUGAACCCGUAACGGA